Aphis gossypii (cotton aphid) is the source of this 2728-nucleotide messenger RNA. It is a transcript of the gene Stip1, whose product is annotated as stress-induced-phosphoprotein 1. The transcript has 11 exons. The record is from RefSeq and is a predicted model, not a curated record. Bases 265 to 1893 code for a protein of 542 amino acids. NCBI's taxonomy places the organism in Eukaryota, Metazoa, Arthropoda, Insecta, Hemiptera, Aphididae. Gene Ontology annotation, molecular function: Hsp90 protein binding.
AGUUGACACUUCUAGAAUAUUCUUCCGAUUUCCACACUUCCACAGUACUUUGAUUGUUUAGGAUAUUGAGUUCCUAUUCGUUUCAAUUUGGAUUUUUAAUCAUUCAAAGUUACAACGCUUCCUCGUGUACUUCGAUUAGUCCGAUUCAGAAUUAGCAUUAUAUUAAAUAGUAUUUACCAAGCUAUUUAAUACUUAUAGUUUCUUAUUCAUAAUUAAUUUUUAUAUUUUUAAAUCAAAUCAGCUGAAUAAACUACCUUUUAAAUUAUGGCGUUAGAUUUGAAGGAAAAAGGUAAUGCCGCCUUGGCAAUGGGAAAUUAUGAAGAAGCUAUUUUAGAUUACACUCAAGCUAUUGCUUUAGACCCCAACAACCAUGUACUUUAUAGUAAUAGAUCGGCUGCAUAUGCAAAGCAAGGCAAUUACCAAAAUGCGUUGGAAGAUGCUGAAAAGACUCUGUCUAUUAAACCAGAUUGGCCUAAAGGAUAUUCAAGAAAAGGAACAGCUUUAUCAUUUUUGGGUCGUAAAGAUGAUGCUGCCAAAGCAUAUGAAGAAGGUUUAAAGUUUGACCCUAGUAAUCAGCAGUUGCUGGAUGGCUUAAAAGAAGUGAAACAAACUCCUCAAUCUCCUUUUGGAAGUAAUAUGUUUCCAGCAGAAGCUUUCUUAAAACUUGCACAGGAUCCCAGAACUAAAGAUUUGAUUAAUGAUCAACAAUUCAUGAGUCUACUUAUGGAAUGCCAAAGAGACCCUCAAAAGCUAAUUAUGAAUAUGCAAGAUCCUAGAAUAUCAGCUGCAUUAAGUGUGAUGAUGGGUAUUAAUUUAAUGGGAGAUGAUGACAAAAUGGAUACUGAACCGUCACCUCCACCUCCUCCAAAACAAAAAAGAGAACCAACACCACCGCCCCCUGAAAAAUCUGAAGAUGAAAGUUUAACAGAAGAACAAAAAGAGGCUAAAAAAGAAAAAGACUUGGGCAAUGAAGAAUACAAAAAGAAGAAUUUUGAAUCAGCUCUUGCACAUUACAAUAAAGCUAUUGAGUUAGAACCUACAAAUAUGACUUUUUACAACAAUGUUGCUGCUGUUUAUUUUGAACAAAAAGAAUAUAAGAAAUGCAUUGAGCAGUGUGAAAAAGCAGUUGAAGUAGGCAGAGAAAAUAGAGCAGAUUUCAAAUUAAUUGCCAAAGCUUUUUCUAGAAUUGGAAAUGCUUAUAAAAAACUUGAGGACUACAAAAGUGCAAGAACAUAUUUUCAAAAAUCAAUGUCAGAACAUAGAACCCCAGAAGUAAAGACUAUUAUUUCUGAAUUAGAGAAAAAAAUAAAAGAAGAAGAUCGCAAAGCAUAUGUAGACCCAGUAAAAGCUGAAGAAGCUAAAGAAAAAGGAAAUGAAUUUUUCAAUAAAGGUCAAUUUGCUGAUGCUGUCAAAUUUUAUAGUGAAGCAAUUCUGCGUAAUCCUGAUGAACCUAAAUAUUAUAGUAAUCGGGCUGCUUGCUAUACUAAAUUAGCUGCUUUUGAUCUUGGUUUAAAAGACUGUGAAAAAUGUGUUGAAUUGGAUCCUAAAUUUUUAAAAGGAUGGAUAAGAAAAGGUAAAAUUUUACAAGGUAUGCAACAAUCUUCUAAAGCUUUAUCAGCAUAUCAAAAGGCAUUGGAAAUAGAUUCAUCUAAUACUGAAGCCUUAGAAGGUUACCGGUCAUGUUCUAUAGCUGCAAAUUCAGAUCCCGAAGAAAUGCGCAAGCGUGCUAUGGCUGAUCCUGAAGUUCAAGAUAUUAUUAGAGACCCUGCAAUGCGUCUUAUACUUGAACAAAUGCAGAAUGACCCUAAAGCUUUAAGCGACCAUUUGAAGAAUCCAGAAAUUGCUAGUAAGAUCCAAAAAUUAAUUGAGUCUGGAUUAAUCGCCAUUCGUUAAAUUUAAGAAUGUUUGUACAUCUUACACUACUUUAAAUGCUUUUUUAUAAAUUUAUAUUAUAUUUUUGAAUUUUCUUUCCAAUUAUAUAAUAUACAGUUAGGUAUGAUAAUAAUUAAAUUACAACAUGAAAUAUAUGAUAUUUUAGGGUUAUUUAAUACUGUUUAAUAUUUUUCAACUUUUAUAUAAUGUUCUAUAUGACGUGUAACUGUGACUUUAGUUUUGAAUAUUGUUGCAAAGAAUAAGAUAUAGAUUACACAAUCGUGUUAACUAAAAUAAAAAUUAUGAAUGAUUAAGUUAAAAAAUGAGUACUAAACCCAAUUAUUAUAGGUUAUACAACUUAUUGAUAUUUAAAGCUUCUUCGCACACACUAGACUUGAACCAGCUGGACCAUCGAACUGAAAGAAAUCAAAAUACCUAUUUUAUUUUUAUGAGUGUUACACAUUUACCAAACUGAUCGCUCAACCUGUAAUUUGGUUUCAAAUAUUCAAAUUGUUUGAAUUUGUCAGCUAAAAAAAUGUUUCGUUUUAGUUAGAUCUAGCCGGUUUAAGUCUAGAGUAUGUGUGACUUUAUUAUACUAUUAAAAGUAAAUAUGAUAUAAUUACUUUUAAAGUUAGUAAAAAGAUGCUGCGUUUUCAAAUGAAAUUAUAUUUUAUUCACAACUGCUAUUUUUAGAUAUUUAAAAUUUGAUUUAAGUACAAUUAAUAUAACUUAUAGUAUUGAAUUUUUUAAUAAUUUUAUUCCUAAUACAAAUUAAGAAUUUGUAAAGUAAUUAUUUAUUUUAUUAUUAGUUAAUAUGUGAUGGUUAUUACUGAUAAUAUAUCUUAUUUUUUUUUUA